CCAUUGCGGCAAUUACCACGGAAUGUGGUAGCCCGGCCGUUUGGAGCCGCAACGGAGGGGGUGGGAAUAAUAAAACGUUAGGCGUGUCGGCGUCCGUUUUUUAUGCGUGUGACGCCGAGUAGUCGCGGUACUCGUGAUUUUUCGGUCUAGUACCGGUCCCAAAUCAACACCGGCAACGGGUCUCAUCAGUCCCGACCAGUCCUGCCGAUCGCGCCUCGACAUCGAAUAGCGGAAUGUCAAGGGUGCACGUGACCGCGAUGCCGCGACGCUCCGAGAAUGCCGUGGACGCGCAGCGAUAGCGUGCGAUAGCGUACCAUGACGAGACCAGAGCGGACGUAAACGUUUGGGAGCACGAGAACGAGGCUACGUCUUGCAUCGUGCUACGCCUCGCGAUAAUACAUGUGCCCGUUGUUCGUCCGCGCUCGAGGGAGGGUAUGCUCUUAUGGGGUAGCGAGCGGGCGGUAGCCUUUGUUGUGGAAUGGAGACGGAGAGCGUAAAGUCCGGGGCUAGCGAGCAUAGCCAUAGCCACCACAGCAGGAGCUCCCAGAAGCAUCAUCGAUCGCACGGCUCGAAGCAGCAUCACAGGCAGCAUUCUCACCGCACCGCUAGAAGCAAUCGAAGUCAAAGGAAGGAAAGACAGAAUUUGGACACUAGUGAAAUGGCUCCGUUCCAAACGACGGUGAACGUCCGUGGGGACAGCGUAGAUAAUCUAGGUCAAGAGGUGAUUGAGGUACAGAUACUGCCACAAGAUGAGAAUUGGGGAGAGAACACAACAGCCGUCACUGGCAACACCUCAGACAGAUCGGAAUCGACCGAGGAUGUAAGCCACUGGCCGAAUGAGAACGAUGGCUCAUUCGGUUCCAGCUGCAAUCGCUACGUUGGCCCGAUCGUGGCGAUGAUCCUUGGGAUAAGCGCCUUCCUUAGUCCUAUAGCCAUGGUUAUUCUGCCUAAACUGGGAUUCUUUCCCGUCGACAACGGUACUGCGACAACGGUACUGACAAUGCAGCAGAAAUUACACCUGCUGUCAUGCAACGCCGAGUGUAAGGGCGAACUGCUAGGAUUGGCCUUCAAAUUAGUGCUACUGGUUAUUGGCAGCUGGGCAGUGUUCCUGCGUCCGCGAACUGCCACCAUGCCACGCAUAUUUUUAUUCAAGGCAGGAGUGCUGCUGCUCACCACACUGUGCAUUUGUACUUAUUGGCUUUUUUACGUUGUACAGGUCACCGAGAGUGCUAAGACUGUUGCCAAUGGCGAAAUAACAGAGUACAAAAGUUUAGUAAAUUAUGCAGGUACCCUUGCCAAUACGCUCCUGUUUAUACACUACACCGCAGUGCUCCUUAUCGAAGUUCGUCAUUUACAGCCUACGUUUUAUCUCAAGGUUGUUAGAUCGCCAGACGGUGAAUCGAGAUCCUAUGCGAUCGGCCAGUUAUCAAUACAAAGAGCAGCUGUAUGGGUUCUAGAGAGAUAUUACACAGAGUUUCCAAUUUACAAUCCAUACUUGGAAAGGCUGCCGGUCUCGAAGUCAGGUAGGAAACAGUCAAGUUUCAAGUUCUACGAGGUCGAUGGUGGUGUGACCGGCGGUAUGCAGUCGCGUGGCGGUAGCGGAGACCGGGCGGUCUUAACGGCACAGGCGCGUCGCCGGGACUCGAGUCACAACGAGCGCUUUUACGAGGAGCACGAUUACGAGCGACGAGUGCGGAAACGCCGCGCGAGGCUCGUCACUGCCGCCGAGGAAGCUUUCGCACACAUUAAACGUUUGCAUUCCGAAGUAGAGUCCACGCCAAAUCCCGGACCGAUGGACCCUAUGGAAGCAGCGCAGGCGGUAUUCCCUUCUAUGGCGAGAGCUCUACAAAAGUAUUUGAGAAUCACUCGACAACAGCCGCGUCACUCCGUAGAAUCUAUCUUAAAUCGUCUCGCCCGAUGUUUGGCCCAAGACGCAGCGCCGCGCGCCUUCUUGGAACCAUUCUUCGCUGCGAGCCCCGUGUUGUCGAACGAGAAAGAGAGACAAAAACGAUCGCAUCAAUGGGCUUUAGUUUGUGAAGGCGAGCUACCCUCUCGUCCGAUUGCUAACGGUUGUGAGUUUCAGUUGAGACAGGGCGAAGUGGCGCUCUUGUGUACAGCGCACAGAUUGCCACAUUUUAAUCUCACCGAACAAUUGGCACAUCCCAAAUCGAAUAAGUUUCUUUUGCGAUUGAAUUCGGAAACCUCGGUUUAAAGUACUCGAUAAAGUUUGGAAUGGAUUUAUCCUCUCAUAAAGUUAAACGAAAUCUUAAAUACUCCCAAGAAAAUAUGUUUGAAAAUAUUUUUGGCACAAUAAUUUCAAUGAAAUGAUGUUUAAUAUAAGAUCUUUCCUGUGAUGGGAGUAAAGUCUUUAUUUUACACUGAAACAUGACAUGAUAGAGCACUAGAUUUUACUUCAUGUGAAAAAUAUUUUUUAAUCAUUAUUUUAUUUAAAUUUUAUUCUCGUUAAAAAAAUUUUUUGCGAAAUUUUAAAAAUUAAAGGAUAAAUCUUUUUACAAUGUUAUCUAAAACUUCUAUUCACUGAGACAUUAAUUGUUAUACAACGGUAUAAUAGUACUUAGAGAUUUUAACAUAAUAGACUGAGAGAAACACAGAGCAGUUAGGAGAAUAAUUUGCACUUUUAUGACAACGUUCAUGACGAUCAUUUUCUUUCUUUGAGAAAGAACUAUAAUGACAUUAAUAAGUGAUCUAUACUUCUGAACAUACCUUCAGGUAAUUAUUACGAGGUAAUAAUUAAUUUGUACUGUAAUAUAAAAUACUCGAUUCUUCCUUUUUUUUUUUAUUUUUAAGACAUGCGCAUACACGUGCAUAUAUUUAUUUAUUCCAUUGCAUAUCAUGAUUUGUAUAUAUGUACACCUUAAAUAUAUCUAAAUUGAUUUUUAAUGUGUAUAUGUAUACACAUUUUUAUUUGAGGCAAAUAUAGACUAAUGUUGAGUGAUGGUUUGCCUGUGGCCAGCCGUACGAUAGAUAGAUAAAUCGGGUCUAUUUGAACUCAUAAUUUAAUUAAUUUUGCUUUUAAAUAUGUAUUUAUUUCUUAAUAAAUAUGUUGAGUUUUUCUUUUUUUUACAUAAAUUUUUUUUCUUAAAAAUAGUAUUGGUAGACUGAUUUAAGAGAAAAAUAUAAAGUUUACUCAUUCUGUUUUAGAACAAAGACAAACAUAGAAUAUGUGUUUUAUCUAUUGGCUCUAUUACAAAUGUAUUUUAUGUAUUUUCAAUAUAGUUUGCAAAGGUUUGACUCUGAACAAAUUUGAUAUUCGACGGAUAAGGGUUUAAAUGACUAAAUAUUCGUACUGAUAUAUUUACAUUAAUUAAUACGCAUUCUUAAGUUAAACCGAUAUUUAUAGUAUUGUACUUACACAAAGGAGAUAUGCUUUAAAUAUAUACAAUUUAUACGUAUGUGUUCAUACGUAUAUACGCACAUAUAUCACACGCGAUUUAUACAUUUCAUUGUUAAGAGAAAAUGUGAGAUUCAUAUCCUGGUACCUUGUGUUCUGCAAUGUAACGCACACAUACAGUAAAUAUGCUUGAUAUUUAUAGUCUUAAUUUUUGUAUUUUUACGUUUUUUAUAUUAUUUUUACUUUGAUAUAUUAUUUACUAAGUAUAUACAAGAGUGGUGAAUGAAUUACUAUAUGAUAAAAGAUUCCAAUACGAUUUUCUGUUAAGUUUAUUUUCCUUAAUUUUUAUUAUGCUAAACGUUUCUGCGUUGUGAUUAAAUAAUAAUUAUGCUCUAUUGAUAACUUAUGUAUUUGUAUACAUGCUGUGUACGUUUAAAUUGUCUUUUUCGUUUAUUCUUAAAUGUUUGUUAAUAAUAAUGAUAAUACAGAAAAAGCAUUAGAAAUGCUUUACAAAUAAAAUUUGAAAGUAAUUUUAUACACUAGUCAAAUUUUCCUUUUUUAAUUGUUUAAUCGUAGUUUUAUUGUCUUCCUACAAUCCUACAUAAUUCAUAGUUACUGCAACGAUUAUUCAACACAAACAUUUAUGAGUAAACUAUGAAAAUAAUUUUAAACGUGAAUGAUUAAAUAUGUGGAUCAUAUGUAUAAUAUAAUUUGGUAAUUAAGUCUCAUUAAUUACAUAUCUCUUGACGCACAUCUUUAGAAGGAUUUAAGCGUAUUAUUUGAUAACAAGAUAUAAAUUUAUACGUAAUCUUUAAUAUGUAUAUAACACUCAGAAAUUUUAUGAUUGGAUUAUAUGUAUAUAUUCGUACAAAUUGGAUCUUAUCAUUGGAUAAACAGACGAUGAUAGCUUAAAUUACAAGUUUAAUACAGCAGAGAAGAAAUGAGAUUUUUAUAUCGAGAAAUAAUUAAUAUUGUUGAAUUUCUUUAUCACAUUCGGAGAUUAUAUGGCUUCAUCGUCGUAAUGAGAUUAAUAAAAAAAAGAUAUGAAAGCGCAAGUUUUUUAUGAGGACAUGAGCUUUCCAAGAAAGCGUACAGUUUAUAAUAAGCACACGUAUCUUUAUGCUUGUAUAAUUUUUUUUAUCGAUAUUGCUUCGCUGCAUUUGUAAAUUAUAUAAGAUAAAAAUUAAUGAAAAACAUCUGGAAUUGUUUUUGAUUGCAUUAAUUCGAGAAACCUUGACUUAAGAAACAUCAGCAUAAGAUCAAGAAGAUCGAGAGCAAUUUGUAAUUUGGGAUUAUUAUAAGUAUGUAUUUUUUUCUACCGACGUGAGCUUUGGCUAUGGAUGUCUUUUUUAAUUUAUGUGUGCUCGUGAUGACUGUGUACUAUUGAAAGAUGAAAUAUACAUUUGAUGUAUAAAAUAAA
Solenopsis invicta (red fire ant) is the source of this 4772-nucleotide messenger RNA. RefSeq names its product vang-like protein 1 (gene Vang). Gene Ontology annotation, biological process: Wnt signaling pathway, planar cell polarity pathway; establishment of planar polarity; multicellular organism development. Gene Ontology annotation, cellular component: plasma membrane. The record is from RefSeq and is a predicted model, not a curated record. NCBI's taxonomy places the organism in Eukaryota, Metazoa, Arthropoda, Insecta, Hymenoptera, Formicidae.